Molecule: messenger RNA, 1358 nt
Organism: Impatiens glandulifera
Lineage: Eukaryota; Viridiplantae; Streptophyta; Magnoliopsida; Ericales; Balsaminaceae
Product: protease HtpX homolog
Exons: 8
Coding region: 163-1146 (327 amino acids)
Biological process (GO): CAAX-box protein processing
Cellular component (GO): endoplasmic reticulum membrane
Molecular function (GO): metalloendopeptidase activity
Source: RefSeq, a predicted model, not a curated record
UUCCAAAAUUGUCAACAGAAAAACGAAGUGGCGGCAAAUAGCUGCCAUGAGUACGGCUGUGGACACAAACUGACGACGUAGAGAAUUAUGGCUGACUAGUACUUGUACGCAAUUCCCUGAAUCGCUAGAUCUCUUUCUUCCUUUACCUUAUUCUACGAUUCAAUGGCGACAACUUCUUUGCUUUCUCCGGUUACUGUUAUUCCCGCCGUUCGUUUUGACGGAAUGAGAAUUAGCGUGAUGAUGACGACGACGACGAUGAAGAGGAACAAGAAUAUUCAUAGAGCCGCGACUUGUGUUUGCCGAGCUUCAUCGUUGUUGACAUUUCGUAAUCUCGACGCUGAUGACUUCAGGCAUCCUCUUGACAAACAAAAUACGUUGAUUUUGAGGUCAAUUCCUGGAUUGAACGAGCUUGGGAGGGCUUUGUUAGGAACUGUAGCUGAGCAGGUUAUGUUACUUGAGAAUAUUGGAACAUCUGUCCUUGUUUCUAAAAAUCAGCUUCCUGAGCUUCAUGAACUGAUGAAUGAGGCUGCUGAAAUACUGAACAUUGAGGCUCCUGAUCUGUAUGUUCGGCAAAGUCCUGUCCCAAAUGCAUAUACGUUGGCUAUAGGUGGGAAAAAACCAUUUGUUGUUGUUCAUACAAGCCUUGUGGAGCUUAUGACCCGAAAAGAACUUCAAGCUGUUCUUGCCCAUGAAUUGGGUCACUUGAAAUGUGACCAUGGAGUAUGGCUGACAUUUGCAAAUAUUCUCACUCUCGGGGCUAAUACUUUACCCGGCGUGGGUGGGUUGAUAGCUCAGAAUUUGGAAGAACAACUGUUUCGUUGGAUACGAGCUGCAGAGCUUACUUGUGAUCGUGCAGCCCUUCUUGUGGCUCAGGAUCCAAAUGUUGUGAUAUCCAUUCUGAUGAAAUUAGCUGGUGGGUGCCCGUCCAUGGCUGACCAGCUAAAUGUUGAAGCAUUUUUGGAGCAAGCUCGAUCAUAUGACAAAGCUUCUUCCAGUCCUAUUGGCUGGUACAUAAGAAAUGCUCAAACGCGACAGCUUUCGCAUCCUCUUCCAGUUCUACGUGCUCGAGAGAUUGAUGAAUGGUCGAGGAGUGGAGAAUUCAGAAACCUCAUGAAUCGUGCUAUUGCUCGGAUCAAUCCUACUUAAAAAGGUUACAUUCAAUGAUCUGUUUGAGGUUUUAUUUGAAAUUACUUAUUUUUGGAGAUUCCACUAUAAAUUCUAUGCAUAGAUGUUCUUAUUGCCAGCUCAUACUUGUAAGUAAAAAGCAUAAUAGAAAUAUGUAUAUUAAGCAAAUUAAGGUAAUGACAAGAUGUAAUAGCAAUGCUGAGUUUCAUAAAUUAAUUUUAAAUGAAAAUGUA